Molecule: messenger RNA, 1842 nt
Organism: Didymodactylos carnosus
Lineage: Eukaryota; Metazoa; Rotifera; Eurotatoria; Philodinida; Philodinidae
Source: the annotation of a GenBank genome assembly
AAGACAUAUUUUCUCCUUGUUUCCUAUAAAACAAUACGUAUUUUACAAAUGAAAACUCUGAAUACUUCCUCAUCUUACCAUGCCCCUUCCCUACAGACGUGACAGAUACAUUAGCAGUCUCCUUCCUUCAAAAUGACAGACCACGAUAGGCAUAGCUUCUAUAGUGAAGUCUACUUUAUCAUUUUUAUGAAUUACUCAAGCGAAACCUAUAAGUUCACAGACAAAGUGAAAAGCAGUAAAGGAGUAUUGAUGUAACUCUCCCUGUCGAAUCGAACACAUACAGAAUAAUCCGGAAGCGAUUUGUUAAAUAUCUCCGUCUAUUAAUAACAGUUCUUAUAUCGUGUUUCACAUUUUAAUCCCACAGUGAUUGCGCUCAUAGCUUUUUUAAUGAGUCAGAAAUUACAUGUCAUUCUGUAAAGACGUUAUUUCUAUGUUUUAUCAUCUGUUUUGACUUUUAUUCGUUUCUUAACAUGGAGUCCUGGGAUGUACGAGAGGAAUAAAGGCUCUAACACAUGUUCAUAGUUUAUUUUUAGAUAGAGUAAACAGUUCAAAUUUAGCUUAUUAUGGCAAAAGAGUUUUCACCUCAAACGAGGGAAAUCAUCUGUCGGACUAUUUAAUUCGUUAAAUCAGAAAAAUAUGGGAUAAAAAUCCCAUUGAAUAAUGUCAAUGAUCGUUUAUGUGCAAUGUUAGGUGUUUCAUCCCGUUCGACUGAUAAUCUGAAGAAAGAAUUGAAGGAAAUCGAGAUGGCUAAAGAAAGAUCAUCGCGUAGGAGAUUUCAGUCAGGGUCAAGUACAAUUACCACUGUAAGAAAGUCAUCAAUAUUCUUCAAACUGUGAACUUUUGAUACUGACCUUAUUUAGGAUGACACAAUGGAGCAGCCAAUGUCACCCAGUGGUCGUCCAAAAAUUAAUUUAUCUGACUUUGGAAAGGAUAUGAUUCGAUAUGAAUUUCAUCUUGGCUGAACGAAUAUACCCUGUAUUGGAUCGAAUGAAGGCUCGACUACUAGCCGAUUUUCCUGACUUUCCGAUCAAAAGUACAGCGACAUUAUCGAAAGAACAAAAACAGAUGGGAUUUGUUUAUCAGAAAACAUCGAAGAUCAAAACACCAUUAGAAUCAACCUUUUUCAUGUCGCAAAGAGCGAGAUAUUUUCGUCGUAUUGAUAAGCAGCGGAAGGAAAAAGCACUCAUUUUCUAUCACGAUGAAACGUGGUGUUAUUCUAGUGAAGAAAAGACAAGCAUUUGGAAGCAGACGGGACAAGGAAGAGUUCGGCGUUCAGAAGGAAAAGAUAUGUAAAAAUGAGUAUCUAAGCCUGGUUGAUGAUCACCGAUUUUGGCUUUAGUUGUAAUGUCCCUCUGCUAACCACAUACUUUGCAUUAAAUUAUUUAUAGGUUCCCCUCUCACCAUCAAUGGGAUGAUCAGUCGACAUGGUUUUCAUAAAUCGUCUGCAGAAGUAUUUCAGUACAAACCCGAACAUAAUAUGGAUGGGGAACACUUUAAUAAAUGAAUCUAUCAAACGUGUAUUAAGUUGAGGAAGGAGCAUGGAAACAAGGAGAAAAUAUAUCUUGGAAUAAAAACCGAAUUCGUCAAUGGUUGAUUGAUCAUUCAGUUCCAUUCAUUGAGCAAUAUAGUAAAUCCGAACUUCUUGAGUUAAGCUAUGCAUAUGCACCAGAAAAAGAAUAUAUUGUCGAUGAAACAGCCAAACAAUCUGAUAUCGAAAUUGUAUACGAAGAAAAUUUUAAAAAAGCUGAUCAGUUCAUAGAACAAAUCGAGGGCGAACCAAAUAAUGAUGAUGAUGAUACUAUUGAUAAUGACUCCGACUUGACUGAAGAUGAAGAUCAAUAG